CUCAUUGUCACGACUUCUUUGUUAUUGCCUUUCACGCUUUACCUGUUCCUCAUUCUCACUCGUCUAGUACUCACUCUCGCUUACUCCGGCAGCGCGUGGCUCUCAACCGCCACCGCUUCUCUGACUAUUCUUCGGCCGAUCUGUCUAGGAUCACUGAACAGGGCACAUACAAAUGAGUUCGAAAAGAGGGGGUGGCUUGUCGUCCAAGGGAAAGCGUGUACCCCAAUCAAAUCCCAAAAUUGAGCAGUUGACUCAAGGUAUGGCGGACGCCAACCUAGGCUCAGGACAAGAUGAUGGGGAAUGGGAGGUAUAUGCAAAGAAAACCAAGAACAAAGGUGGAAGCAGUGCUGCAAACCAAUGGGGUCCUCCAGCCCAUAAUUCUAAUCCUAGAGCAUGGGGGAAUGCAGAUGUGGCUCCAAAGCCAGGUGUGCGUAAUCAUGGUGGCGUUGGAAGAGCUGCUGGAAAUCCCUGGCAGACACAGAAUGCUAACUACAGGAGGCCUGCUGGUAGAGGCAAUGGAAGGUCGCAGUUAGCCACAAGUGGAUAUGACAACCAUGUGACUCCAACUCCUGUAAUUCGGCCUCCUCUGGAGCAUGGAUGGAAUUGGCAAUCUAGAGCCGGUUCAAUGCAGUCAAAUGUAAGGAAUGAAAUUGCUCCAGAGGAGUUUGAACAGAAUAAUGAUGAUGAUGAUGAGGAGGAGGACGAUGAUUGUGAUGAUCUGGAAGAUACUGAUGAUGAUCUAAUGAGUGAUGAAUAUGAUUCGGAUGCUAGUCAAAAGAGCCAUGAGACUCGUAAGAAGAGCAAAUGGUUUAGAAAAUUCUUUCAGAAUUUGGAUGACUUGCCUGCUGGACAGAUAAAUGAUCCGGAAAGACAGUGGCACUGUCCAGCUUGUCAAGGUGGCCCCGGGGCUAUUGAUUGGUACAGAGGACUGCAGCCCCUGAUGAAUCAUGCUAAAACAAAGGGAUCAAAAAGGGUGAAGAUUCACAGGGAGCUUGCUCAACUUCUUGAUGAGGAAUUGCGUAGAAGGGGUACUGCAGUAGUUCCGGCUGGGGAAGCAUUUGGAAAAUGGAAAGGUUUAAAAGAUGAAGAGAAAGAUCAUGAAAUUGUUUGGCCUCCAAUGGUUAUAAUUCAGAAUACUAAGCUCGAACAAGAUGAAAAUGAUAAGUGGUUAGGUAUGGGUAACCAAGAGCUUGUUGAUUAUUUUAGCUCUUAUGCGGCUGUGAAAGCACGACACUCAUAUGGCCCUCAAGGUCAUCGAGGGAUGAGUGUUUUGAUAUUUGAAGCCUCAGCUAGUGGUUAUCUAGAGGCAGAACGUCUGCACAAGCAUUUUGCAGAGCAAGGAACUGACAAAGAUACUUGGUUUAGCAAUCGCCGUAUUUUAUUUCUCCCUGGUGGCAAUCGGCAGCUUUAUGGAUACCUGGCUACUAAAGAAGACCUGGAGUUUUUCAAUAGGCAUUGCCAAGGUAAGUCGAGACUUAAAUAUGACAUGAAAUCAUAUCAGGAGAUGGUGGUUCACCAAAUUAGGCAAAUGAGUGAGGACAACCAGCAGCUUAUCUAUUUGAAGAACAAGGUUGUAAAAGAAAAGAAACAUGCAAAAGCCCUUGAAGAAUCUUUUGGUAUAGUGAGCGAGAAGUUGCGAAAGACAAUGGAGGAAAAUCGCAUUGUGAGGCGGAGAACUAAAAUGCAGCACGAAGAGAUUAAAGAAGAGAUGAAUAUGCAAGAGCAAUUCUUCAAGGACCAGAUCAGAAUCAUUCACAACUCAAGGAAUGAAAAAGAAGAAGAUUUUGAGAGGAUGCAGCAGGAGGAAAGGGAGAAGGUUAAGCAGCUAAGUACAAGUCAUUUAAAUGCUGAGGAACGAAGACUCAAGGUGGAUGAAUAUCUUAAAUUUGUUGAAGUCCAGGAUAAGGAGAUGGAGAACUUUGUUGGGGAGAAGGAGAAACUCUGUCAAGCCCAUGAAGAGAGCCUUGUUGCAGUGAGGCGGAGGCAUUGGGAGGAAGAGGUGGCGUUAGAGAAAAAGUUCGAUGAAGAGCUUACCCAACUGAUGCAAAAGUACUCCCCAUCUCUUCAGGAGAAAUAGGCCAAUGGCAUCUGACAGGGGGGGUUUUGCACAGAGCUUACAAACAGAUAAACACAGGAAAAACAAAAUAUUUUAUUUCUCAGACAUUAACUUUUUAGAAAUUGGGAUUUGAAAUUUGGUAUGUGUUAUAACUUGAAGUGCUCGUAGGUAGAUAGUUUAUCAAAAUUAAAAUUGCAUGUGGUACUAGAAAUUUUAGUUUGAUUGACCCGACUUUUACAAAUUGGGAUACCCUUGUUUAUUGAGUGCAUUUGGGUUAUUAGAUAUUUCUUGUCGGCUGAUUUUA
Messenger RNA from Cicer arietinum (chickpea), 2360 nucleotides. Its product is annotated as protein SUPPRESSOR OF GENE SILENCING 3. NCBI's taxonomy places the organism in Eukaryota, Viridiplantae, Streptophyta, Magnoliopsida, Fabales, Fabaceae. The record is from RefSeq and is a predicted model, not a curated record. Gene Ontology annotation, biological process: defense response to virus; regulatory ncRNA-mediated gene silencing.